UAAACUUUCAAUCUGAUGUUACUGUACCGUCGGCCAGAUAUCAUCCUGCGCCCAGACCACGAUCACGGAGAUGCAUGAGAUCUCGUCCCUAUCAGGCAACAGCCCUAGCCUCUCCCUUGCUUCACGGUCGAGCCCCCUUGCCCUUGGCCAUCGAGCCUUCCACAGUGUUCACCGUUCACCUUGAAUCUCCUCUUUUUCCGCCAUUUUCAACCUGUUCGACGCCAAGCCAUCAUCCGCCUAGCCACGGUACUGUGUUGUUUCCAUUCUCCAUUGGCCAUUUCAAAUCUUCGUGCCUUCUUUACAGUUCCGCCAUUUCUGUUCUGUUUUGACAUCAAUUAGUCUCGUUCUCUACUCACAUUCUUCUCGCACCUUGUGACUCGUGAGCUAGUUUGUGUUCAGUGCUUCUCGCUUUCUUCAACGCCCCCAGCAACGUUUUCGCUUUCACCAGCUUGCGGUUUCGAUGUGCGUACAUCUCUCCCUAUAAUUCCUCGCUUUCAAAUCGUUGAAGCCAGACCUUUUCAUUUUUCCCUCUUAGAGAAAUGGAGCACUAUGAUUUGCAAGGUCAAAAAAGAGAUGUGAAACACAAAGGAAGAAAUGUUGUAUGGUCAAUUGCAAUGGACAAGUGUCUAAUUGAAGCCCUGGCCAUUCAGGCAAAAAAUGGGAACAAAGUUGACAAAUGUUUCAAUGAAAAUGCAUAUACUGCUGCUUGUGUGGCUGUGAAUACCCGUUUCAACUUGAAUUUGAAUAAUCAGAAAGUGAUCAACCGUCUGAAGACAAUUAAGAAGAGGUAUAAAGUAAUGAAAGAUAUGCUAAGUCAGGAUGGUUUCAGGUGGAAUCCAAAUACUAAAAUGAUAGAGUGUGACAGUGAUGAGCUUUGGAAGAGAUACAUUGCAGCACAUCCUGAUGCAAGAGGAUUCCGUGGAAAGCAUAUAGAGAUGUAUGAUGAACUUAAAAUUGUAUGUGGAAACUACCAAGCCCCUAGUCGUUGGGCUAAGAUAAAGGAUGAAAGCCAUGUAAUGGACAUAAAGAAUUGUGAUGAUGAAUCAGCCUCCUUUGUGUCUCCAACUUCAGAAGACAUGAGCGAGACGGAUGGAACUGAGUCAUACACUGGGCCUCCAGAUCAUGACCAGGUGCCUGAAGGUUUCCAAGAGCCUCCUUCAGUGGAUCCUUUACGACAUCUUCCCAAACGGCCUCGCAGCUCUGAUGCUCUCCAGGAUGCGUUGAUGGAGGUAGCUUCAAGUAUUAGACGCUUGGCUGAUUCAGUGGAGAGAAGCAAAUGCUCAAUUGACGCCAAUGAGUUAUUGCAGGCUGUGAUGGAGAUCGAUGGGUUAGAAGAGGGGAGACAAAUGUAUGCUUUUGAAUAUUUGAAUGCAGAUCCAGUCAAAGCUAGGGCCUUUAUGACAUACAAUCCACGGAUGAGAAAGAUAUAUCUCUUUAGACAGUUUUGGUGGUGGAGGUGAAUGUGAACAGUGCUCGGUGUGUUUUUCCGUGUAUAGAAUGGGAUAUCUUGGAGUGUAUAAUAGAUGUUUCUAACUUUUUUGGCCAUUGUUUGAUCAAUCUUUCGUAAUUUCGUUGAUGUUUUGUUGUGAGAAUGUAUAUAUUCCAGGAAUUGAUCGUAAUGAGUUAAUGGCAGUUUGCAGGGGACA
Messenger RNA from Prosopis cineraria, 1646 nucleotides. RefSeq lists its product as uncharacterized. The transcript has 4 exons. The record is from RefSeq and is a predicted model, not a curated record. Bases 540 to 1460 code for a protein of 306 amino acids. Lineage: Eukaryota; Viridiplantae; Streptophyta; Magnoliopsida; Fabales; Fabaceae.